AUGAGCCUUGAAAGCGGGGAAAGGGAGAGUGGAUCGGACCAGUUCAGCUUUCCUCCUAGCUGGAAGGAUAACGCCAGGAUGCAGGUGCAGUUCGCCAUGUUCCGGUCGCGACACCUGGACACCGAGGACUACGACGCAAAGAUGAAAUUCUGGACAGACCUGAUCACGAAGUACUUGAAGUUUUGCGGCAGACCCAUCUUUAGUCUCCGGGAUCUGCAACUCCAGUUUAUGCGGGGCGACCAAUUACCCGCCUGCCUGGAUACCGUGAUAUCCGAGCUACAGCAAAGGAAACAGAUCCGAUCCCGCAGUGAAUUCGAACACGAUCCCGCGAAUUCCUGGAGCGGCUGGCUGGUCAACAGCCUGGUGAAGCGUCCCCUCUCCUGGAGCUGGUCCAAAAUCAAGCACAGCGUGGUUUCGGAGGAUCUGGAGGCCUCCGCUUUGGUGGAAUGGAUUCACCUUGAUGCCUUAAACAGCACCUGCGACCUCAUAGCCGAAAAAGUGUUAUCCGAGAACAGUGGAAAACUCCUGCAUUUCGACACCUUUAAAACACUCUGCAAGGCUCAACAAGUGCGCAUUCAUUCAGACAAAGAUUUCUGCGUUUGCUUGCUGGCCUUAAAUGUUCGCCAACUCGUCGGUCUGGAAUUCGAGGUUAAAAAAGGAUUACGCCAGAUUCAUUUGGUCAAAAUACCAAAAAAAGACGGCGAUGAUCUCAACAUAAGCCAAGAAGAUCAUGACGUCUACAAUCAACAGAAUGCUCAGGCCCAGUUACUCAAGCAGUUGGAAGACCUGGAGGAGCAGAUAAAGGUGAACGACGAAAAAGCACGUCAGUACUUGAAGGAAAACAAGCGUCAAAUGGCCAAAACAUAUCUACGAAAAAGGCAUCUCCUGGAGAAGAAACACGAACGUCUUAGCAUUGCCUUGCACAACAUCGAGUCCCUUUUGUCCAGUGUGGAAGAGGCCCGAAACAGUGGCGUUGUGCUCGACGCCUUGAAAACAGGUUCAAAUUCCCUUAAGAAGAUUCUCUCUGAUUCUGGCCUGAAAUACGACAACGUAGACGAAGUUCUGGCCGAUGUUCGGGAAACUCUCGACCAACAUCGUGAGGUUCAGGACGUUUUGUCCAAUAGCGUCGUGGAGGGAGCGAACCAGGAUGAGGAUCAGCUGGAACAGGAAUUGCGCGAUCUAUGCGGCGAAUCAUCGCCAGCUAAAUUCACGCCACUCAUCAACAACAACAAGGAGAAGGCGGAGGUUGUGAUCACGGACGAGGAGAUGAUUGCCAUGCUGCAAGAUCUCGAGGUUGAGGAUGGUACUGUGUCCCAAAUGAGUACCAGAACCGUAAAAACUAUGCAGGGGCUUUGAAAUACGUUUC
Molecule: messenger RNA, 1366 nt
Organism: Drosophila takahashii
Lineage: Eukaryota; Metazoa; Arthropoda; Insecta; Diptera; Drosophilidae
Product: charged multivesicular body protein 7
Biological process (GO): late endosome to vacuole transport via multivesicular body sorting pathway; vesicle budding from membrane
Cellular component (GO): multivesicular body; ESCRT III complex
Source: RefSeq, a predicted model, not a curated record